UCGUGUUUCUCAAUUUCUCUUCCGUUAUUGUUUUCGUCUUUUAACUGUUUUUUUUUUACUUUUCCCGUAAAGCACUCAAAUAAGAUAUUUUUAAAGGUGCAAUGUAAUAAAGGUGAUUAUUAUUAGCAGUAGUAGUAUUGAGCUUGCGUGCCAAGGGCUCUCACAGGCAUUAAGGAGCGCGAGGCACAGCCCCUCCACUGGGCCAGCCGGGAAGCGCUUCUCCGACAGAGCUGUAGCGGAAAAUAUAUUGAGGAAAUCGUUUAAUUCAUCCAUGAAUAAUGUAAAACUUCAUUUCUGGAAAUAUUGCGUGUCCUGACCUAUUUGAUGAUGACGGUUAUGUAGUACUGUUGUGUUGGUAUCGGCCGCAAAAUAACUGCCCCCCCACCGCCGGGAGACAGCGACAGGGACUGAGUUAGGACUCGGCUGGGCGCUGCUCCCACUAGCGGACGGAGGCGGAACUGCGCCGAGGUGCCGGGCCCCGCAGCCCCCCCGCGGCACACACGCAGUCAGCCAGUCAGCUGACCCGCCGCCAUUUUGUCAGCCAUUUUCUCCCUGGGUCUGCAGCCAGACUCCCUGGGACCGUACAGCUGAGCCGUGGCUCCUUUCUCCCGGACCAGAGCUCAGAUUCAGCCCGCUGGGGGAGCUUUUCUUUCGGCUGGGUGAACGAGCCAGCGGGCCUGUCUUGGUCCUCCUACCCCCCUGACCUCGCCGCUCUCUCUCUGUCCGCAGAAAGAAAGCCGGAGCUGCAGCUAUGGCUCUGAAGAUGGUGAAAGGGAGCAUCGAUAGGAUGUUUGAUAAAAACCUCCAGGACCUCGUACGCGGCAUCAGGAAUCACAAGGAGGAUGAGCUGCUGGCGUGUCGGGGCGUACCCCGCUCCGGGCCCGGUUCUGGACGGGCAGGGGCCGGGGUGAGCGACCGGCCCGGCGGGGUGGGGCUGCGCUGGUGGGAGAGAGGAGAGUGCUCACUGUUCACACUUGCACUAACACGCUGCUGCAGGAGACUGUUCACUGUUCACACUCACACUGAUAUUGACUUCUUAUAUUGCGUACAAGUUCCUUGUCUGUUUUGCCCACAGUUGCAGAUGCUGGGUUAUGAUGUCAGCUGGGCUGCCUUCAACAUUGUGGAGGUGAUGAGCUCUUCCAAAUUCACCUACAAGAGGAUAGGCUACUUGGCUGCAUCCCAGUGUUUCCACGAGGGGACUGACGUCAUCAUGCUGACCACCAAUCAGAUCCGCAAGGAUCUCAGCAGUCCCAACCAGUACGACACCGGCGUGGCACUGACCGGCCUGUCCUGCUUCGUGACCCCUGACCUCGCCCGCGACCUGGCUAAUGACAUCAUGACACUGAUGUCCCACACCAAGCCCUAUAUCCGUAAGAAGGCAGUGCUGAUCAUGUACAAGGUGUUCCUGAAGUACCCCGAGUCACUGCGCCCCGCCUUCCCCCGACUCAAGGAGAAGCUUGAGGACCCUGAUCCUGGGGUGCAGUCUGCAGCUGUCAACGUGAUCUGUGAGCUGGCCAGAAGGAACCCCAAAAACUACCUGUCACUGGCGCCCCUCUUCUUCAAACUGAUGACAUCCUCCACCAACAACUGGGUCCUCAUCAAGAUCAUCAAGCUGUUUGGUGCUCUUACCCCGCUGGAGCCUCGUUUGGGAAAAAAGCUGAUUGAGCCGCUAACGAACCUCAUUCACAGUACCUCGGCCAUGUCUUUGCUGUACGAGUGUGUGAACACUGUCAUCGCAGUGCUGAUCUCGCUGUCAUCGGGGAUGCCCAACCACAGCGCCAGCAUCCAGCUGUGCGUACAGAAGCUGAGGAUCCUGAUUGAAGAUUCGGACCAGAACUUGAAGUACCUGGGUCUGCUGGCCAUGUCCAAGAUCCUCAAGACUCACCCCAAGUCAGUGCAGUCGCACAAGGACCUGAUCCUGCAGUGCCUGGACGACAAGGACGAGUCCAUCCGCCUGCGGGCCCUCGACCUGCUCUAUGGCAUGGUGUCGAAGAAGAACCUCAUGGAGAUCGUGAAGAAGCUGAUGCUCCACGUGGACAAGGCAGAGGGCACAACCUACCGGGACGAGCUACUGACCAAGAUCAUCGACAUCUGCAGCCAGAGCAACUAUCAGUACAUCACAAACUUUGAGUGGUACAUCAGUAUCCUGGUGGAGCUGACUCGGCUCGAGGGCACACGCCACGGCCACCUGAUCGCGUCUCAGAUGCUGGACGUGGCGAUCCGGGUCAAGGCCAUCCGCGCCUUCGCCGUUUCCCAGAUGGCCACCCUGCUGGACAACGCCCACCUGCUGGCCGGCAACACCCAGCGCAACGGCAUCUGCGAGGUCCUGUAUGCGGCGGCCUGGAUCUGCGGCGAGUUCUCCGAACACCUGGAGGAUCCAGUCCAGACUCUGGAGGCCAUGCUGCGGCCAAAGGUGUCCACUCUGCCGGGUCACAUCCAGGCCGUCUACGUGCAGAACGCCGCCAAGCUGCUGUCCGCCGUGCUGCGCCGCGCAGAGGAGUCCGGCGACAGCCAGACCGCCACGGCCACCACGGAGAUGCUGAUCGAAAGGCUGCCGCUGUUCGUGCAAAGCGCCGACCUGGAGGUGCAGGAGAGGGCCUCCUGCGUCCUCCAGCUGGUGAAGUACAUCCAGAAGCUGCAGCAGCGCGAGGUGGGCGUGGCCGAGGAGGUCGGCGCGCUCUUCGCUGGCGAGCUCAACCCUGUGGCGCCCAAAGCCCAGAAGAAGGUGCCCAUCCCCGAGGGGCUGGACCUGGACGCCUGGAUCAACGAGCCGCCGUCGGAGAGCGAGUCGGAGGACGAGAAGCCGCGUGCCGUCUUCACCGAGGAGGAGACGCGCCACGCUCGCCCGCGGCACGCCGACAUCGACGAGAAGGAGCUGGCCAGGCGCAGGGAAGCCAGGAAGCAGGAGCAGGCAAACAACCCCUUCUACAUCAAGAGCUCCCCCUCCCCACAGAAGGGCUAUCAGGACACUCCGGGAGUCGACCACAUUCCGGUGGUGCAGAUCGACCUCAGCGUGCCUCUGAAGGUGCCAGGGCUGCCCAUGUCGGACCAGUACGUGAAGCUGGAGGAGGAGCGCCGGCAGAAGGAGAAGACGGAGAGGAAGAAGAAGAAGAAGGAGAAGAAGAAGCGGGGCAGGGGCAGGCGGCUGGAGUCGGGUCACACGGAGAGCGAGGAGGACAUCACGCCCGCACACCACGUGGACAUCGUCACCGAGGAGAUGCCCGAGAAUGCUUUGCCCAGCGACGAGGAUGACAAGGACUCCAAUGACCCUUACAAAGCUCUGGACAUCGACCUGGACAGGCCCCUGGCAGACAGCGAGAAGCUUCCUGUCCGAACGCACCGGCCCAAUGAGCCCCCCCAGACCCCCAGCAGCGAGGCGGAGCGGCCAGAGGAGGCCCCCCCGCAGGAGAAGAGGCGGAGCAAGAAGGACAAGAGGGAAAAGGAGAAGAAGAAGGAGAAAGAGAAGAAGAAGAGUAAAGAGAAGAAGAAGAAGCGACGCUCGAAAGAGGAGGGGGUGGAGCCACCUGAGGAAACUGUCCAACCAGCAGAGAGCACAGUGGUGGCAGCCCCUCCCCCAGAAACCUCUCCCACCGAGGCCUCUGACCUGGAUUUCUGGCUCUCCAGCGCUCCAGUUCCUGCUAAGACUCAGGCCCAGCCGCCAGUUGCAGCCCAAGUAUCUGAACCUGAGGAGCCCAAGGAGACAGAACCCGAAGACAGAAAAUCCUCCAAACACAAGAAGAAGAAGAAGGAGAAGGAGGAGAAGAAGUCGAGGAAGAAGCAGCAGGCGGCAGAUUCGGUGCAGAACGGCACUUUGGAGGAGGAGGAGGAGCCCCUGCCGCCCAUGUCCAACUACACUGUCCUGGGGGAGAACGCCUACAUCAAGAUGGUGUACGAUGUCCAGGGCAGCCUGCAAGAGGGCAGCCAGGUGGUGGUGUCGGUGAUCUUCGAGAACAGGAGCAGCAGUGUGCUGAAGGCCAUGGAGUUCAACGUGCUGGACUCCCUCAACACGCGCCUGCAGCGGCCCGAGGGGGCAGGACCACACGACGGCAUCGCAGUGCCCUUCCAGCUGCCCCCUGGUGUGUCCAACGAGGCACGGUUCGUCUUUACGGUGCAGAGCAUCAUCAUGCCGCAGAAGCUGAAAGGAACCCUCACCUUCAUCGUCAAGUCGGAGGAGGGGUCAACCCAUGAGAAACUGGACUUCAAACUGCAUUUCACCUGCACUUCCUACCUGAUCACUACACCCUGCUACAGUGAUGCCUUCGCAAAGCUGCUGGAGUCCGGGGAUCUGAAGGUGAGCUCUCUCAGGCUGGACGACAUCAGCAUGCCCUUCCACCACCUGCUGGCCAAGAUCUGCUUCCAUCACCAUUUCUCAGUGGUGGAGAGGAUCAACUCCUGUGCAUCGAUGUACAGUCGGUCUGUCCAGGGACAUCAUGUCUGUCUGCUCGUCAAAACGGGGGACAAGAGCGUGUCCAUCGAUGCGAAGUGUGACGAGUCGUCUCUCCUUGGUCAUAUUCUGGACGAGAUCAAGCUGACGUUCUCAGAGGUGUCCUGAAGACCCCACGCCUCGCCCCCACCCCAGGAGAGGAGUCGCUGAAGACUGAAGGAAUCCAUGCUAAUGCCUUGCCCCUCUCCUUGCUCUCCUCUCCUUCCCGUCUCCCCUCCAAGGCCACACUCUCGCAGGCAUUCCUGACGCCCCCCUCUCGGCCCCCAGGCGGGACUCUCCAAUGUCUUGAUUUCAGAUUGUUAUUGUUCGUUCCCAUGUUCGAUUCGGGUGUCAGCUCGCUGUCUGUUUUCCGUUCCCCCACUCCUGGCCUCCUGCCGUUGGUGUGCUGGCCAGGAGCCACAGCCUGUCCAGGUCUCCCUCUGGCCCUGAUGUCUUAAUGACUUGACUGAGUCAGUCGAUGCCUCCUUGUCUCAGUCAUGUCUGCGGCUCGUGUCUGUGAGCCCUGCAGGGCUGUGCCUCUGCAUGGGGAGGAGGCUACUCCUCCGGUAAUCCAGCCAGUACUCCCUGCUGACAGGACCCCUCCGCCAAUCGAUUGAUCCGGCUGAUAGGAAGUGUGCAUGUGUUGGAGCAGAGGCUGGUCACCGCGCACACUGACCAGUGAUGCACCGAAGCCUCAGUCCAGGUGCACCAGUGAUCUGGGCUGAAGGGCUUGAGCUAUCACCACUGGUCAGCCCUGGGCCUCACAGUCCCUGAACCAGCAAGCAACUACGGACAUUGUCUAAUUCAGUAAUUGAUCCAUUAGUUAGAUAAUUGGGUGGUAAUUGGUCAGUUAAAUCAGAGGUGAUUACCAGCCCAGAGCCCUGAUCUGCACUGCAGCUGUGCUGGACGGCUCCUUCCUGUAGAUCCUCCCUACCAGCGGUGCAGAUGUAGAGAGACGCCUGCACACAGAGCUGUCCUCUGGCUCGCACCCGGGGCCGACCCCAGGGGCUGCCCCUUCAUUUCCUGUCUGUAGCUGUGUAUUUAUUUUGAAUUUGAAGUGGAGUUCCGAGAGUGGUUGCUUUUCCUGUUCGUGUACAGUGGGCAGGAAGGCAGAUCCGCCUGCAGUGCCUGGGGGCUGCUAUUCCUGUAGGUGAGAACAGGCUGAGGGGGGGUGCAGUCUGGCUCUUCAAGCCUUCUGUUCAGUACAGCUGGAGCUGAACCCCAAGAAACACAUCGUCCUGCGUUACUGUCAGUUCUCUGGUAGCUAUCCUGUAGUGCCGUGACUUCAGCCUCUAAAAUAUUCUCCCGCCUGCAUCUCCCAGCAGGACAUCCUGUGUGAUUAUUCUGUUGAUUUAUAUCGGCUGUAUGAUGUGACAUUAUAUAAUGAUUUAAAUGAAUAUAUAAAGGAUAAACAAAGAAUUUCCUAUCGACAUUCCCUUAAGAAACCUGAGCUGCUGUAGUCUUUGUGUCAAGGUGAACCAAUAAACUCUGAUGUAUGAUAAGGACA
Molecule: messenger RNA, 5930 nt
Organism: Lepisosteus oculatus (spotted gar)
Lineage: Eukaryota; Metazoa; Chordata; Actinopteri; Semionotiformes; Lepisosteidae
Source: RefSeq, a predicted model, not a curated record